AUGUCGAGCGGCAGUACGAGCAACAGCCGCAGCGCCGGCGACCGGCAGCCAAUGGCCAAACGCUUCACCAAAGCGACGCGUCGACGCGGCAACAGCCAAAGCGACGCGCAAAGUGCGCCGUCGGCCGCUGCCGCCCACUUCCCCUACGCCCCCGCGACGGCGCACACGUCGCACGCCAAUCCCCUGAGCAGCAGCAGCAGCAGCGCCGCCAGCGGUCCGCUCUGCGCCACGCGCAACACGAUCAGCUUUGGCAAACCGCUCGGCGCCGCCGCUUCGCUGCUGGUGUCGCCGCCCGCGUCGGGUACAGCGCUUGUGAAGGGGCACACGGGUCUCCUACCACCAGUAGCAGCAGCAGCAGCAGCGGCCGCCGCUACGAAAGACGACGGCGCGACGGCGUUUGUCUCGAGCAAAACGGGUUUCCUCACGAAACGCGCCAUGUCGAGUAUGGACGCGUUCGCCAAUUGGAAGGAGCGGUUCUUCGUGCUGGCCGAAGGGCACUUGUCGUACUACAAACAGGGCGGCGGGUUCUUCAACACGGGCAAAGACGACAUUGUGCACCUGAAGGGCGAACUCGAGCUCACGCCCGACACGCUCGUGCGCAAGAGCUCGAUCGACGACAAGGCCAACUGCUUUGAGGUGGUUACGCCCACGAAGAAGAUGUUUUGCCAGGCCAGUACGGCCAAAGAGAUGGAGGACUGGGUUAAGUCGGUGCGCGCGCACAUCCAGGCGCUCAAGAAGAGUCAGAUGCGCGGCAGUUUCCAAGACGCCGCAACGGCCGCGCUGGCGGCCUCGGGCGGGCCCGGUAACGUCAGCGCGGGCAGUCUGGCCGCGGCGAUGGCGGUGCAGACGCCAGGCAUUGAGACGGACUACUCGCGGCCGAGUAUGCUCGAAGACCACGAGAUUGUGCGGGGCGCCGACAAGUCGUCGGACCCAAAGGACGUGGUGAUCAAGCAGCUACUGGAAGAAAACCGCUUGUUGCGCGAACAAUUGACGUUGAAAGACUCGGUGAUUUACGAGCUCGAGGUCAAUGGCGGGCGGUCUGUUGACGCGCCGUCUGCUGGCGCACGGAAGAUGCGGUCGACUGCGCCGCAGAUGAUUUUGGAUUUGAGAGACGUGAAGAAGAAACAGUUUCAGCUCUUUGAUGCGGCCGAAGUGGGCAAUCAGCACUUGAUUGCGACCUUGCUGCGCGACAACGUGGUGGACGUGAAUGGCGUGGGCAUCAAUCAGACGUCAGCGCUGCAUCUUGCAGUGCGUAACAACCAUUCGAAUGCAGUGAAGGAGCUGUUGGCGCGCGGUGCGGAUCCAUCUGCACGCACGGGAGACAGCUACACGGCGCUGCACAUUGCGGUCCAGGCUGGCAAUGUUGAAUGCGUGAAGGAAAUUCUAGAUGCAGGAGUCGACCCCAACGUGACGGACUAUCAAGGCAAUGCAGCCAUCCACAUGGCGGCCGAAUCGGGCGAUAUCUCUGCCGCCAAGUUGUUAGUGGCUCGAGGUGCACGCAUUGAUGCGCCGAACGCUAGCGGCAGUCUUCCGGUCCACCUGUCGCCAAUUGGCCACCCGAUCCGAGUGCUACUAGGCAGCGGCUCGAACUUGGCAGCUACCAAUCCAUCUCAGCCGCCAAAGCCUCAUGGCGAAAUAGCUGCUCGCGAGGGCAAUGCGACUCAGGUCGGUCACUUGGCGUUCAAGAACAAGUAUCAGAAGGACCUUGCUCUGGGUCCUCGGGAUUUCGAAUUUGUCAAAGUUCUUGGUCGUGGUGCAUUUGCCAAGGUGUACUUGGUGCGUGGUAAGGGCUCGAACCGGGAUAAGUGGUAUGCACUGAAGGCGUACAACAAGCAGGCCAUUGUGCAAAAGAAUCAGGCCCAGUAUAUUCAUACAGAGAAGGCGGCGCUGCAGGCGUGCUCAGAUCACCCGUACAUCGUGACGCUGUACUUUGCGUUCCAGUCGCAGGACCGCCUGUUUUUGGUCAUGGAGUACUGUGGUGGUGGCGAUUUGCUCUCGGCGUUGACGCGACGGAAGGCAUUUACCGAGAGCGAGGCUGCUUUUUACAUUGGUGAAAUCGCGCUCGCAUUGUCGCACCUGCACUCAAAGAAUAUUGUUUUCCGUGAUCUCAAACCUGAGAACGUAGUCAUGGACCUGGAUGGACAUUGCUUGUUGACUGACUUUGGUAUCUCCAAAGAAGGCAUAAAGGAUCACACGUCCGCGAAUACUUUCUGUGGCUCUCCCAUGUACCUUGCACCUGAGAUGUUGUCACGUUCUGGCCACGGUUUUGCUUUGGAUUGGUACUCGGUGGGUGCCCUGCUAUUCGAGCUGCUGACGGGUCUGCCACCGUUUUACACAAACGACAAGAAGCAGCUCUUUCACAACAUUCUCCGCGGCCACCUCGUGAUUCCGGAAUACUUGUCACCAAACGCGCGCGAUCUGAUCCAGCGAUUGCUGCACCGUGACCCGAAGCAGCGACUGGGCUCUGGUCCGACAGGUGACCGGGAGAUCUUUAACCACCAGUUUUUCUCAAGCGUCAACUGGGAGAAACUCAUGGCGCGUGAGCUGCCGCCACCCUUCCAGCCUAAGAUCACCAAGGAUCCGUCAGGAGUGCCGGACACAUCGAACUUUCCGCAGGCAUUUACGGACCAAGAGAUUUCAGAGAUGGAACGUGGAUUUGACUUCAUGGACCCGGGCGCAGCCCAGGUGCAGCGCCCCAAUCCCAACGGCCACAAGGAUGACAAGCGCUUGUUCAAAGACUUUGACUUUACGCCAGAGCUGCAGCUGGACAAUGAGGCGAAACAAUUUGAGCAGCUCGCUCUGCAGCAGAACAGUUUCAAGAACUUGGCGCCGCCGGCUCUACUCGAAACGGAUGAGUACAGCAUUUAG
Molecule: messenger RNA, 2868 nt
Organism: Hyaloperonospora brassicae
Lineage: Eukaryota; Oomycota; Peronosporomycetes; Peronosporales; Peronosporaceae
Source: the annotation of a GenBank genome assembly